UAAAUGUGGUAAUAAUUAUCAGCAGCCUCUCAAUUAUCUUGAGGUCAUAUUUCUGUCAACCAUCUAUAUACCCUCCAUACAUUGGCAUGUAGUAUAAGCAGCCUUGGGCCUAUCCAAGGAAGUUUUGAAAAGCAUGGCUUUUCCUACGAUUAUGAAGGCCUUUGGCUGCCUUCUUUUGUUGUCUCUCUUUUCUUUUUCAUUUGUUUUGUCGACGUCUGAAGAAGUUCCGGAAGGUUCUGAAUUUGGAGUUGAUGCUCGUGCCAGUUUUGCCAAUCCCAGGCUUAGAAAUGCUUACAUUGCACUUCAAGCAUGGAAAAAAGCUAUAUUUUCUGACCCAAAAAAUAUGACAGGGAAUUGGGUUGGUCCUAAUGUUUGCUCAUAUAAUGGUGUGUUUUGUGAGCGAGCAUUAGAUGAUCCGAAUUUGACUGUUGUUGCUGGUAUUGAUCUUAACAGCGGAGAUAUUGCUGGGCAUUUAGUGACACAACUUGGUCUCUUGACGGAUAUUGCACUUUUCCAUAUCAACAGUAAUCGUUUUUGUGGCAUUAUUCCUGAAGAGUUCUGUAAGUUGACACUUCUGCAUGAAUUUGAUGUGAGCAAUAACAGAUUUGUUGGUACCUUCCCGAAAGUUGGUACUUGUUUGCCUGCCCUCAAGUACCUUGAUCUUCGGUAUAAUGAUUUUGAAGGGCCAUUGCCUCGAGAACUUUUUGAUAAGCCUCUGGAUGCUUUGUUCUUGAACAACAAUCGGUUCUCGUCCCACAUCCCUGAAAAUCUUGGAAACUCACCUGCUUCGGUGAUUGUUUUGGCUAACAAUGAAUUAACAGGCUGUAUGCCCAACAGUAUUGGCAAAAUGGACAAAACAUUGAAUGAGUUAAUUUUCUUGAAUAAUAACUUGACUGGUUGCUUGCCUGAAGAACUUGGAAUGUUGGGAAAUCUGGAUGUGUUUGAUAUCAGCUAUAACAACUAUAUUGGGACACUACCGAAGAACUUAGGAGGGUUGAAACUGUUAACCAGAAUCGACAUUGGACAUAACAACUUCUCUGGGGUAGUUUCUGACUCUGUCUGCGCGUUGCCAAGCUUACAGAACUUCACAUAUUCUUACAACUAUUUCCAAGAUGAGAUGAAAUCUUGUUUAGCACAAAAGCCCAACCUAGUGUUUGAUUUCAAGAAAAAUUGUUUGCCUGACAAACCAGACCAAAGAACUCCAGAAGAAUGUUAUCCUGUGGUGAAGAAUCCUGUCAAAUGUGAAGCUGUUGGUUGCAGACCAAAUCCCACUCACCCAAGUCCUGUGAAUAUUUCUCCUCCAUCCAAAGUGCAACCAGAAACACGAAAUCCACAGCCGAAACCUCAGCCACCUAAGACUUCACCCCCUCCAAGUCCGAAGCCCACACCGGCUCCUGUAGUCGAACCACCACCAUCACAACCUGUAGCAUCUCCACCACCACCAGUUGCCUCACCCCCACCACCCGUACAUUCACCUCCCCCACCUGUAGCCUCACCUCCACCACCCGUACAUUCACCUCCACCACCUGUAGCCUCACCUCCACCACCCGUGCAUUCACCUCCCCCACCUGUAGCCUCACCUCCUCCCCCAACUCCCUCCCCUCCUCCUCCAACUCCCUCACCUCCUCCCCCGUCCCCUCCUCCACCAGUUCAUUCACCUCCACCUCCUUCACCUCCUCCGCCCUCACCUUCACCUCCACCACCAGUCCACUCACCUCCCCCACCCUCACCCUCACCUCCACCACCAGUCCACUCACCUCCCCCGCCAGUACACUCACCACCUCCACCCGUCUUCUCCCCACCACCGCCUGUCUUCUCUCCACCACCCCCUGCUCCAGUUCAUUCUCCACCACCACCACCAGUCCUCUCACCACCUCCUGCUCCAGUUCAUUCCCCACCACCACCAGUCCUCUCACCACCACCACCUGCUCCGGUUCAUUCCCCACCACCACCAGUCCUAUCACCACCUCCCGCUCCAGUCCAUUCUCCGCCACCACCAACUCCUCAACAAUCACCACCUCCCGCAGAUGAUUUCAUCUUGCCAGAUAAUAUAGGAGCCCUUUAUGCAUCACCACCUCCACCUAUGUUCCAAGGCUAUUAAACCAGCUAGUACUCAUUCAUAUUCUUGAUCAAUGUAACUAUCAUUGUAACUUCAUUACAAAAGAACAUGAACCUUUGAACUGGGCAUGAAAUGAUUUAUGAAUAUUUCUUCAG
Molecule: messenger RNA, 2214 nt
Organism: Daucus carota subsp. sativus
Lineage: Eukaryota; Viridiplantae; Streptophyta; Magnoliopsida; Apiales; Apiaceae
Product: pollen-specific leucine-rich repeat extensin-like protein 1
Exons: 1
Coding region: 134-2101 (655 amino acids)
Molecular function (GO): protein binding
Source: RefSeq, a predicted model, not a curated record